AUGACCUUUGGUCUUAGAAUGACUUGUAUGAUGGAGGCUGCAAUGUAUCGCCAUUGGUCAGAUCUUCAGCCGGAACUCCUGGGCCUUGUUCUCAAGCACCUGCCCUCCCUGUCUGACCGUGUUCGUCUAAGAGCAGUCUGUCGCACCUGGCGCUCUAAUAGUAUGUUGCAGCCCCUUCCUCUGCCAUUCCCGUGGCUCACCCUCCCAGACGGUACUUUCCUCAGCAUUCCAGGCAGUGAAAUUCACCGCAUACCUGUACCAGAAGGUGCUUGUUGCCAAGGCUCCAUUGACAACUGGCUAUUCCUCAUUGACAAUGGUAAUGUGUGCUCAUUGAUGAAUCCUUUCUCCAAGACUGCAUUAGAGCUUCCUAAUCUAGUGGCUGUUUGGGAGCGUGAGAUACGUUACCACUCUGACCGUAAACCAAUUUUCUAUAAGUUGGUGGUGCCCUCUCCCCUGGACUCAUCACCUCAUUCCCCUGUCGUUGCACUAAUCAUGGACGAUGGUUGUUUCCAUACACUCUGUAUUAGCCAGCCACCGAUCGCCACUGCCUCGCUCAGAGAUAAUAAGGAUCCACGACUGUUCCUCAGUGAUGUUGUAUUCUUCAACGGGAAGUUGUACGCAUGGGGUCGCUUCGGCCAGCUAUUCAUCGUUGAUUUGGAUAAUGACCGUACCAUUUCAUCCAUCAGCUGCAUAAUUGACUCUUUGGGUGACAUAGGUGGAACACCUCAAGAUUUGUCCAUAGCAGAGGAGUACAUGGUAAAACCGUAUCUCAUUGAAUGUGGGGGUAAACUGUUGCUGGUGGCAAGAUGGUUUCGCUGCACGCCACGUUCGACAAGCUACGAUGUCUUUGAACAAGCGUACUGCCGUGUUUCAGGUCUUUGA
Molecule: messenger RNA, 882 nt
Organism: Triticum turgidum subsp. durum (durum wheat)
Lineage: Eukaryota; Viridiplantae; Streptophyta; Magnoliopsida; Poales; Poaceae
Source: the annotation of a GenBank genome assembly